UUUCUUUGUGCCAAUCGUUCAUGGAACACGAUGAUCCAUUUGCUUCACUUAGUGAUGAUUUAUUGUUGUUCAUAUUCAAUAAGUUAGACACUGUUCACCUUUGCUACAUAGCUUCAGUUUGUCGUCGUUGGCGCUAUGUGGUAAGACAACUAGUGAAGAAAAUUCACGUACUUCUUCUUGGAAAGUCUUUGAAGCAGUAUUUUCAUAUCCCCACUGGUCGUCAGAUUCUUUCGCUUGUUCGUUUUUUUUCUUACGUGGAAGUGCUUUCAUUCCGAAACUGGCCUUGGGUGGAAAGAUUCCCUGAAGUUGCUUCCGUUGUGAUGCGAGGACUUCGUUCCGCGACUUUGAAGAAGGUCGAUGUUGGUGGACUACCUGUACAACCUGGUGACAUAUGGAUACUUCGGGAUAACUGUCCGAAUCUUUGUGGCUUGAAGUUAGGAGGAUGUUCAACUGUGGACGACGAGUUUGUGAAACAAAGUGUGAAACGACUUAAACCGCAUCUGAAAGAAUUGGAUAUUUCAGACUCGACACGAGUAACAACUGCGGCUAUAAAAUUUGCCAUAGAAAAUGGUGUUAUUCGGUUGAAGGCAUCUCGUUGCAAAAGAAUAUCUGGAGCUUUGGUGAUUAAUCAUGUUCCUAAAGGAAAUGAGUCCAGAGAUGACGAACACUGCUUGACUUUGACGCAGUGUAAGAACAUAAAUUGGUUCCAUCUUGAUAGGAACUUGAGAUUUACUACUAUCAACCUCUCGCAGUGCACAUCUCUUGAAUAUUGUCAUAUUUAUGAUAAUGCAUUACAAAAUUUGCAUCUUUCUGGUUGUAGAAAUCUUCGAGUUGUUGAAGUAGCUUCAUCCAAUCUGAAAGUGGCGAAUUUGUUUAGCUGCAAACAACUUUCGGAAGAGAUUAUAUACAAAUUAAUCGAAAAUUGUCCCAUGUUGACGGAGAUAAAUCUUGCAGGCUUAGGUUUUGCUUCUCAAGUGCAACAAUGGCUUUUGGAAAACCGCUUAAUGGGUUCUUUGAAUCUUGGUUAAUGAGAAGAACAAAAAUAAUGAUUGUAUGGG
Galdieria sulphuraria is the source of this 1058-nucleotide messenger RNA. RefSeq lists its product as uncharacterized. Gene Ontology annotation, biological process: SCF-dependent proteasomal ubiquitin-dependent protein catabolic process. Gene Ontology annotation, molecular function: protein binding. The transcript is spliced from 4 exons. NCBI's taxonomy places the organism in Eukaryota, Rhodophyta, Bangiophyceae, Galdieriales, Galdieriaceae. Bases 21 to 1028 code for a protein of 335 amino acids. The record is from RefSeq and is a predicted model, not a curated record. Gene Ontology annotation, cellular component: SCF ubiquitin ligase complex.